ACUUGACUAGCAAUUGUACAGUAUAUGACAGCAUUUUAUCAAAGGGCUUUCUGGAGCGAAUACUGUAUUGAAAGAGACUUGUGCAUGCCAAUUGAUGCCUGAUUUGGAAUGUUUUCUGAUGUUAUUUAAAGUGGAACUAAACCAGACAAAAAAGUGUUCAUGUCAACUACAUUUCAGAGGAUAAACAUGGGAUUAGUCAACCUGAAAUAUAUGAAUUUUAUGAUUUGAUAAUACAAUAAGUGAAGUGUUGGGAUAGACAAAACAAGUAUUUAAUUAUUGAUGUUGUACCCUAUAGUCAGAAUUCUCAAACGUGUGCAAUAAUAACCCCUUCAGUCCUGUGGGGAGUGUUUUUGAUUGAUUUUUUUUUAGGUUUAAAUCAUCCUUUGGUCCUUUGCCGUGAUCCUUGGAAAUGGAAAACAUACCUUCCUUUGAGAAUACUUGGGCAGAAGACUUUUUUUCCCCCCUUUCAACAUUGGUUGAUAAUACCUGGCCGUUUCCCCUUCUUUGAUCAUGCAAAUGUGUCCAAGUGUGCAAUAUUUCAUCCAGCCCAAGAAGAGUUGUUUUUGCCAUCCUCCAGGCUGCACCUGUGCCCUUUUUGCAACAUGAGAUUAAGCAUUUUUAUAUCUCUCCCCCACUAAGAUGCAGUUUUUUAUUGUUCAUGUUCCACAAAUUAUUUAAAAAACAAAAUCUUAAAAAAAAGAAAAAAAGAAAACAGAUCAUGAAAAGGACUUGAAUCCACCAUCAGUGUAGUUAAGCAAUCCGCCAGCAAUAAGUGCCCUGGGCGAUCCACACCCCCAUUUCACUCUUAUCUCAUGGAUCAAGUGUUCCUCCAGGACUUCAUACUGAAACAAGGACACACCAUCAUCAACCUGCAAAAGAGGAAGAGACUGCCUGUGCCCACCUCAGGGAGUCCUGUUGGCUUGGAAGAAGCAGCGACUGAGUUCAAAAGUCAUAGCCAGAUUGGUGCCAAUCAAAACAUAAACCAGCCUCACAAUGCCUAACAAUGGAGAUGACUGCUACUUCUUUUACUAUUCUACCUGCACAAAAGGAGACGGCUGCCCUUUCAGGCACUGUGAAGCAGCGAUGGGCAAUGAGACUGUCUGCAAUCUCUGGCAGGAGGGACGUUGCUUCCGGAAUGUCUGCAAGUUUCGCCACAUGGAGAUCACAAAAAAACGGAAGGAAAUACCAUGUUAUUGGGAGACCCAUCCAGCCGGCUGCCAGAAACCACACUGUGCCUUUUUCCAUGAAAAGCCACGUUAUGUUGAUGGCAUUCUUAUCCCACCGGACACAAGUCAAAUCGAGAAUGAGGAAGAGCAGCAUGAAGAGCCACCACCGCUGCCAGCCACUCCUCUCCCCACUGCAACUAAUCCUCAGUUGAGAGGAGUCAUGAAGACAGAAACCCAAGAACCAGUUCCAAGCCCCACCCAUCCACCUGUGGUGAUUAAUCCAGCAGAUGAUGAUGAGGAUGAAGACGACCAAUUCUCUGAGGAAGGAGACGGCCCCUCCCCAAGAAAAAGAUGCAAGCCUGAUGAAUCACACAACUUUGGAGUGAGCACCCUGGAGGAGAUCCGGCUGAGGAGGGCCCUAAAAGCGGGCAUGAAUAGAGCUAUUCCAAAUCAGAGUGCGAAUAUUUCUGUAAAUGGCGAGAAAGAAAACAUCAUUUCAGCCAUUCGGCUACCCUUCAAUACAUCUAAUGAAGGCAAAAUUGUAUUUGAAGAAACUUUGAGAUCAAGAGUUAGCGUUGCUGAUCGGCUUGAGAAACGUCGGGGUAACACCUGUAUAAAAUAUGGGGAGGUUUUUCCUGUGACAAACAGCCUGGCAAAGCGUUUAGGUAGAUUUGUGAAAGAAGAACAAACACCCUGUCAGAAAGGAAUGAAGUCAAUGAAGGAAAGACUUACAUUGCCUGCUGCUGUUGCAGAAAAUCAAGCAGAAGAGGGCAGUGCAGUAUCAAAGAGCACACCCAAGCAAAUUCGCAUCAAAACUCUGGAGGAAAUAAGAAUGGAAAAAGCAGCCAAGUCUCGUAGCCAGAAGGACUGUCUUCCUCCUAUGAAUACAGAAAACACUGUCACAAAGACAGCACCCAUCCAGACACCCAAGGCUGUAAAGCGAACAAGUUAUACCAAUGAUCACUCUAUUGACCACAACAAACCCCCCAAUGAAAUACUCCACGCAAAGAAAAGAAAAGAGGAUCAGCAGGAGCAGAACCUCAGUCAUAAGAAUUUGAAACCAACAGCUGACAAAGUCCCUGGUAAAUAUCAGCCAGAUCCAGUGGUGCCAUUCCCUGAUUCCCCAAAAGUAGGGGAGGUUAGAGUGAAGACCUUGGAGGAAAUCCUCAAGGAGAAGGCAGCCCGAAUUCAGUCUGAUGAAGUCAAGAGUCCAAACACAGAAGAGAAUGGUGCUAAGAAGCCACGGUUGCAGCAAAAUGAUAAGCUGACCUGUCACGGUGACAUCACGGCAGAGAAGAAUGUUGAGGGGACUAAAAGGACGUGGAAAGCUCCUGAGACAACCUCCAUGAUUGUCAAAGUCAAAACAUUUGAGGAGAUUAUGCGUGAAAAACAUCUGCGCAAACAGGAAAUGGCUGGGCAAGCUUCUAUCAGCCAGCAGGCCUUUGAUGCAUCAUCUUCACCAAAACCAUUAGUUCGUAGUACGCUGAAGAAGAAGAUUCUUCCACCACCAGAGUCUUCAUCACCUAUCUGUAGCACUCCAGAUAGGAGCAAUGCCCCACCUGCCAAAAAUAUUCGUCUUCGCAAGCUGAAAACUGUCAAAUCUGAGACUGAGUGCCCUCCAAACAUCUCUACUCCGGCUCCCAUCACAGCUGUGAACUCAGUUCUAGUGAGGAGUUUCACCCCAUCGCAGGAAGACACUCUCUUACUAAGUCCGGACAGCUCCACCAAGAUCCAGUCUAAAAACACAAAAAGCUUAAUUUCACCAUCUUCAGCCAAGCAGACAACUCCAGAGAGACUCCGUGCAGCAGUAGAGAGUCCAACUACUGAUAGAACUCAUACCACAGACAGAAAAGUGCGGCCCAAACUGAAUGUGAAGCCGUCUGUCAUGAAGCCUGCCUUGCAAGUGAAUACAGCCCAGAAGCGGAAGAGAGCAGUGCGGUCUGCUGUAGCUGCUGUUAAACCUCUGAACAGCGCCUCCAUAGUUUUAGAGGAAUCACAACAGGAGACUGACAGUAAGGAGGAGGUGCUGCACCCUCGAGUUUCCUGUAGUCCAAGCACAUUGUUGGAACACAAACGCAGCUCAAGUGAGGAGCCACAGAUCAUCCAUCUUUCAAAAUGCAGUCCAAGCCAAGAACCCAAGAUGGAUGUCAGUCUUGCUACUACCAUGGAGGCCUGUUCUGCCUCCCGAAGCUCUGUCCUGAAGACCACUCCUCAAAGUAAAUCACGGAGACAAAGUGUGGUCGGGUCACGCAACUCAACAUCGGCUGCAGAUGACUUCGAAGAGCUCAUCAACGAAUUCACAGAGGAUCAUCUCGAUGGAGAUGUGGACCCUGGCAUUGGGGAGGAUGAUCUACUGCAGGAACUGUCAGACAUGAUUGGCAGCUGAGGCAAUUUUUUCAUUAAAGCAAAUAUCCUAGCCCAGUGCAAUCAACAACACCAACAUUGUUCAGGUUUACUCAGUGCAUUUUUGCUUAAGACCCCUUUACUAAGGAUUUAUGUUUGUUGUCUUUUUCUGGAAUCUUAUCCGAAAUCAGCAUCAACAAUACCUGGUAGAUUUUAAGUGUUGGAAAAGGCAAACGUGAUCAGAGACAAAUUGUGUAUACUGUGUAUGCACUGGGAAAAUCUAAAUGUAUAUACAUAUUAAAAAAAAAAAAAAUCCGCUGCUCCUAUUGCUUUUAGUUUCUAGCAAACAUUGUCACUUUUACUUUCAUAGUGACUUUUUUUUAAAAAACUGAAUGUCAAUUUGAUGUCAGUUUUAUUUUAAUGUUGUAGAUCCCAUGGAGAUCAUCAUCCUCCUGUGACUUGUUUUUUCUUAAUUGUUGUACAGUAUAUUGUUUAUUUCUUAAACCACUACUAGAUUUAUUCAGUGGGCUUCAAUUGAAACGAUUAAUGGUGACACCUCAGGUAAAGAUUUUGUUCGUAUACAUCUCUAAAAAAUAUUUAAGCAAUAGUCUUUUGUUUUCUUUGAAUGCAUUGUUUUGAAACGUUGAAUGACCAGUGAUCACUAACAACUUAUCCACGAGUUCACUGUCAAAAGUAAUUUCUCCACAUGACUGUAAAUAAAAAAAUGCUUCUAUUUAA
This is a messenger RNA of Hippocampus comes (tiger tail seahorse), 4247 nucleotides long. RefSeq names its product zinc finger CCCH-type containing 11A (gene zc3h11a). The record is from RefSeq and is a predicted model, not a curated record. Gene Ontology annotation, molecular function: metal ion binding. Bases 994 to 3552 code for a protein of 852 amino acids. Gene Ontology annotation, biological process: poly(A)+ mRNA export from nucleus. The transcript has 16 exons. NCBI's taxonomy places the organism in Eukaryota, Metazoa, Chordata, Actinopteri, Syngnathiformes, Syngnathidae.